UUUCAGACAUUUACAUGUAGACUAGGUUAUCAGACAUUUCAGGCUUCCACCCCUGAUGAGAACCACUGGUUUGACACGUGUGAUAAAACCCUCAACGAUAUUAAAAGCUGAUUUAAUUUGAUAUUUAAUUUAUUUAAUUUUUAAUUUACUAAUUUAAUUUAAUGUGGCUUUCUUUUUGGUCAUAGAUGUAAUGCUUUUUUCUAAUUAUGUUAGGUGGGAACUGAGAUGAGAAUAUUAAAUAUUCAUCAUGUUUUCCAAAUGUAAUUUAAAAUGAUUCUUUAGGCACAUGACUUGUUCGUUGACGUGAAGAGAGUUAUGGGAAUUAGCGUUGAAGCAGUUUCACUACAAGUUGUGUAGGAAAACCUGCUGCCAAAGCACAUUGUCACUGUUUACCAGUGCACUGGGUGCCUUCCCUGUCACACCCAACUUCAUUACCAUCCUAAGUGGAUAGUGAGUGAAAAAUAGCAGUCAUACAUGAUCUCUUCACUAUUUCACAUCCUGGUGUAAAAAUCAGGGAGUGGACUUGACCCGCUUGGCCAGUAACAGUACAGCGUUAGCUAAUAAAGAGCAUGCAGCCACAGUUCACUGAAAGAGUGUCGUAAUCCACGUUUGAAAUAUGUUAAAACCAAGCGUUAGUUUCAUGGCUGUCCGACACAUUCUUUAUUGCGGCAUAAAAACUCAGAGGUGAUCUGAGGGAGCGUCAUUCGCGACGUGAGCUACACAAAGAGAAGCCGAGAGAGCAGCUGUUCCACUCUGUAAACUGGGAAAAAAACGGCGCAUUAUUUUACAAAUCAUGAGGGCUGCAUCAUACACCCAGAAGAGCCUGCAGGUUAGCGGCUCCAGCGGCAGAGUAAGGGUUCAGAGCCCGUCACCUUCCCGGUGCCGUGGAUCCUCAUAUGACAACCGCGGACGCGCCGGUACUCGCAGUACUGCCAUCGAGUUGGGCACAGAGAUACAUCACCAGCAUGCCAACGAGAAAGAGGAGAUGCAGGAACUCAACGUCAAGUUUGCAGGAUACAUCGAGAAGGUCCAGGCUCUAGAGCAGAGAAAUGCGUGUCUUCAAGCCGAGCUGGCUGCACUGCAGAGCCGCUACAUGGGAGGCUCCACAGGCAUCGGAGAGGAAUAUGAGCUUAAGUUUAAAGAGGUGCGGGAACUGAUUGAGGUCCUUACCAAUGAGAAGGGAGCAGCCGAUAUCGAGCGAGGCUACAUUGAAGAAGAGGCUGAAGUGUGGAGACUAAAGCUAGAGGAGGAACUGGCCCUGAAGGAAGAGGCAGAGAUAAUCCUGAGGGAGUUUCGCCAGGAUGUUGACAAUGCCACACUGCAGAAGGCUGAGCUGGAGAAGCGUAUAGAGCAACUGGUAGCCGAGAUAGAGUUCCUCAAAAAGCUCCAUGAUGAAGAAGUGGCUGACCUCAUGAAGCAGAUCGAGGACUCAAAGAUCACAGCAGAGCUGGAUGGCGAUCGGCCUGACCUGGCCGCUUAUCUCCGCAACAUGCGUGCAGAGAUAGAAUCUGCGGCUGCCCGCAACGUCCAGGAAGCUGAGAAAUGGUACAAGAGCAAGUUUGACACCCUCAAGGAGCAUGCUGGCAAAAAUGAGACGCAAAUGAAGACCAUGAAAGACGAGAUCACAACCUUCCACAACCAAGUGUCAGAGCUGCAGAACCAGAUUGAUGGUGUGAAGGCUCGCAACGCAGCUCUGGAGCAGCAGCUGGAGGCCAUGGAAAUGUCCCACAUGGAUAAGGUGGAGAGCCUCCAGAGUAUCAUUGCUCAGUUGGAGGCCCAGCUCUGCGAAACCAAACUAGAGAUGACAAAGUAUCUCCAAGACUACCAGGACCUGCUGCACAUUAAGCUCAAGCUGGAUGCAGAGAUCGCCACCUACAGGAAGCUGCUGGAAGGGGAGGAGCAUAGGCUUGGAAUUGACAAAAUUGUCUAAAGCAGCGACCAGCAGAGCAUUGUGGAGUGGAGAGAUCAGCUCAUACUCGUGAAACAGAUUCUUCCAAUCUUCCAAUUUUCCGCCUACUUUACCAUCCUUACUCCAAGGGCUGGGUAUUGUUUGAAAUGUUUCGAUACCGAUGCCAAUUUGUUUUUCAGUCCAGAUGCCUAAAUGACACUGGGGAUAUGUUAUUUUGUACAAAACAUUUCUUUGGACAAGGAAACUUAUACCAAAUGUAAAAUGCUGUCCAAACACAUGUUCUUUGUGUUCUUUGACAAGAACUUUGCCCAAUUAGAACAUUCUAAAAUUUGCAAAAUAUUGAUUCAACAAACUGAGGAAAAACAAAGACCUACACUCGUUAGGUGUCCACCCUCUACAAAAAAGAAAAUUGAAAGCAGUUGGUGUCUGAUUUAAAAAAUAAUGGGCUAAACAAGAUUUACGUGUCUAUUGAAUCCAGCUUUCCGUCCUUGAGCUUUUUUUGGGGACACAUUGAGAUUUGAUACCCAGCCCUUCUUACCAUUUUACUAUCCUUGCCAUACCCUGACCCCAUUAUCCUUACAUAUUUGCUCUACAUCCCUCCAAGUUCUUUAAACUUCUCAAAACAACCCUCCUGUCUUCCCAACUCUACCCUGCCACCUCCAGCAUCCCCCCUGGAUCCAGUUUAAUGACCCUCAGCUCUCCUUAGUUGGAUUUUUUCCCCCUACAACACCCUUGUUUAAUUCACCUUCCCCUUUUCUUGCCAAAUCAACCCCACCGUUAUACUGCUCUCCCCACUUCUGCCACUUCCCGUUGCUACAUCUGCUUACCUUUUGCCGCCACUGCUUCUCUUGAUAAACAUUUAGGAUCUCCCCUCCUUUUACAAAAUACACUUUUGUCCUGCUGUGAGGUUUCACCUCUCAACCCAAACAAAGCAGAGCCGAUGCCAUCAGUGUUUUGACUUGUCUUUACAGUUCCACACUGAAUGUUUUGACAGGACUCAACUAUUGACUAUUUACACUAAUGUUGACCAAUUGUUACAUAAUAAAGAUUGAAGUGAGUGCAUUCUAAAAUAA
Molecule: messenger RNA, 2982 nt
Organism: Cyclopterus lumpus (lumpfish)
Lineage: Eukaryota; Metazoa; Chordata; Actinopteri; Perciformes; Cyclopteridae
Product: vimentin-like
Exons: 1
Coding region: 794-1930 (378 amino acids)
Biological process (GO): intermediate filament organization
Cellular component (GO): axon; intermediate filament; cytoplasm
Molecular function (GO): structural constituent of cytoskeleton
Source: RefSeq, a predicted model, not a curated record